Fomitopsis serialis is the source of this 660-nucleotide messenger RNA. Its product is annotated as alport syndrome. The record is from RefSeq and is a predicted model, not a curated record. Bases 1 to 660 code for a protein of 219 amino acids. Lineage: Eukaryota; Fungi; Basidiomycota; Agaricomycetes; Polyporales; Fomitopsidaceae. The transcript has 4 exons.
AUGGCUCUCAUCCCACCGAACCCAGCCGUUGACCUCGUAGAGGACGACGAGACCGUCUGCACCAGGGAGCAUUGCUUCCGGUGCUUCGAUGCGCUCUUCUGCGCGCUGACUGGGCACAGGGCCCUCGAACCUAAGUUCCCGGACGAGAAAUACCAGCUCUUUGUCACCUGGAAUACCAGGUCGUCGCGCCCCGGACGGCCGCCCCGGCUGAGAGGCUGCAUCGGGACGUUUGAGGCGAUCCCAAUACGAGAGGGCCUGGCCGAGUAUGCCCUGAUCAGUGCGUUCCAAGACCAUCGAUUCAGGAAGAUAGAAGAGCGCGAGUUGGAGACUCUAGAAUGCGGGGUCUCCCUCCUGACAGACUUCGAGGAUGGUUCGUCGUAUCUAGACUGGACUAUCGGAGUGCACGGCGUCCGCAUCUCGUUCCCGCAUCCCGCACUGAAGCACACGUUUUCUGCCACAUACCUGCCACAGAUCGCCCCCGAGCAAGGUUGGGAUAAGAUCGAGACCAUCGACAGCGCCAUCCACAAGGCAGGCUGGACUGGUCGCAUCACCGAGGAUAUCCGACGUAGCGUGAAGCUGCGCCGAUACCAGAGCCGGAAGUACACCGUCAGCUGGGAGGAGUACGUCCAGUGGCGGACGGAGAAUGGCGGUGCGAUGUAA